Castor canadensis (American beaver) is the source of this 1671-nucleotide messenger RNA. RefSeq names its product ADP-ribosylserine hydrolase (gene Adprs). The record is from RefSeq and is a predicted model, not a curated record. Gene Ontology annotation, cellular component: nucleus; mitochondrion. NCBI's taxonomy places the organism in Eukaryota, Metazoa, Chordata, Mammalia, Rodentia, Castoridae.
AGUGGCCUGCGCGCAGAUGGCAGCGGCGGCAGCGGCGGCAGCGAUGACGGCUGCGGGCGGUGGCGGGGCUGGGGCAGCCCGUUCCCUCUCGCGCUUCCGAGGCUGCCUGGCCGGCGCGUUGCUCGGGGACUGCGUGGGCGCCAUCUACGAGGCGCACGACACCGUCAGCCUGACGUCAGUCUUGAGUCACGUCCAGAGCCUGGAGCCGGAUCCUGGCACGCCGGGCAGCGCGAGGACAGAAGCACUGUACUAUACAGAUGACACAGCCAUGGCCAGGGCCCUGGUGCAGUCCCUGCUGGCCAAGGAGGCCUUCGACGAGGUGGACAUGGCUCACAGGUUUGCCCAGGAGUACAAGAAGGACCCUGACAGAGGUUAUGGGGCAGGAGUCAUCACCGUCUUCAAGAAACUCCUGAGUCCCAAGUGCCACGAUGUCUAUGAGCCUGCCCGGGCCCAGUUCAACGGAAAGGGCUCCUAUGGCAAUGGGGGUGCCAUGCGGGUGGCAGGCAUCCCCCUGGCCUACAGCAGCAUCCAGGAUGUGCAGAAGUUUGCCCGGCUCUCAGCCCAGCUGACCCACGCAUCCUCCCUGGGUUACAAUGGUGCCAUCCUGCAGGCCCUGGCCGUGUACCUGGCUCUGCAGGGUGAGUCCUCUAGUGAGCACUUCCUGGAGCAGCUUCUGGGCCACAUGGAGGAGCUGGAGGGGGAUGCCCAGUCAGUACUGGAUGCCAGGGAGUUGGGUAUGGAGGAACGUCCAUACUCCAGCCGACUGAAGAAGAUUGGAGAGCUGCUGGACCAGGACUCAGUGAGCCGAGAGGAAGUGGUGUCUGAGCUAGGGAAUGGCAUCGCUGCCUUCGAAUCUGUGCCCACCGCUAUCUACUGCUUCCUUCGCUGCAUGGAGCCCGAUCCCGAGAUCCCUUCCACCUUCAAUAGCCUCCAGAGGACUCUCAUCUAUUCCAUCUCACUUGGUGGGGACACAGACACCAUCGCCACCAUGGCUGGGGCCAUUGCUGGUGCUUAUUAUGGGAUGGAUCAGGUGCCAGAGAGCUGGCAGCAGAGCUGUGAGGGCUAUGAGGAGACAGAUGUCCUGGCUCAGAGCCUGCACCGAGUCUUCCAGAAGAGUCUGUGAGGCCAUAGCUGCUGGGGCUCUGCCAGGUCUAGCAGGAUCAAAUACAGAAACCCAAUGGUCCCUCAGGCUGGCUUCUCUAACACAGUCGUUCUGCAGUGCAGGCCAAGGGCACCCUUGGGAGGUCACUGGAACACUGAGCAAGAGACCAGUGCCUCCUUGGUGCUGGGGUUCUAGCUUGCUGCAGAGCCAUAGUGCCCUCCACCCCCUAGUCCUAGUGAGACAUAAGGGACCAGGGCAGGCUUUAUUUUGAAGGCGUACUUGGUGACAUUUUCCCUUUUUAUCUAGGACAUGGGAUUUGGGGAGGUAGAAGUGAUCUUCAGAAGUACCAUUUCUUCCUGUUGGGUUUUAGCCAGUUUGGCAGACAGUCUGUCCUUGACUGGACAGGGACCCCAGCCACAGGUUAUAUGGAUCAAGGGAGAGGCACCUGCAUCCAGCCAAUCUAGAUCCACACCUGGCCCUUGGCUGUCAUGGGAUUUGUUGACAGCUUCCAGUGGAAGUUGCAGCAAUAAACAGUUUUUUGUAAACCCUGGCAGUUUCCUGUUUCUACC